CGGUGGGCGCCGCGGUCGGGGCGGGGCGCGGCGCGCGGCAGCAUGGAGGAGCUAAGCAGCGUGGGCGAGCAAGUCUUCGCCGCCGAGUGCAUCCUGAGCAAGCGGCUACGCAAGGGCAAGCUGGAGUACCUGGUCAAGUGGCGCGGCUGGUCCUCCAAACACAACAGCUGGGAGCCAGAGGAAAAUAUCCUGGACCCGAGGCUGCUCCUGGCCUUCCAGAAGAAGGAACAUGAGAAGGAGGCGCAGAACCGGAAGAGAGGCAAGCGGCCCAGGGGCCGGCCGCGGAAGCACACCGUGAUGUCCUCCUGUAGCCGCCACUCCAAGCUCAAGGAACCCGAUGCCCCCUCCAAAUCCAAAUCCAGCAGCUCUUCCUCCUCCUCCACAUCCUCCUCCUCUUCCUCAGAUGAAGAAGAUGACAGUGACCUAGAUGCCAAGAGGGGCCCCCGGGGCCGUGAGACUCAUCCAGUGCCUCAGAAGAAGGCCCAGAUCCUGGUAGCCAAGCCUGAACUGAAGGAUCCCAUCCGAAAGAAGCGGGGCCGCAAGCCCCUGCCCCCAGAGCAGAAGGCGGCCCGGAGACCCGUGAGCCUCGCCAAGGUGCUAAAAACGGCCCGGAAGGACCUCGGGCCACCGGCCAGCAAGCUGCCCCCUCCACUCAGUGCUCCCGUGGCCGGCCUGGCAGCCCUGAAGGCCCACGCCAAGGAAGCAUGCAGUGGCCCCAGCUCCAUGGCCACCCCAGAGAACCUGGCCAGCCUGAUGAAGGGCAUGGCUGGCAGCUCCAGCCGAGGCGGCAUCAGUUGGCAGAGCUCCAUCAUGCACUACAUGAACCGGAUGAGCCAGAGCCAGGCCCAGGCUGCUGGCAGACUGGCUCUCAGGGCCCCAACCCCUGGCAAGUGCAGCCUAGGGCUGGACCUCAAGGUGAGGACGCAGAAGGGGGAGCUGGGGAUAAGCCCCCCAGGAGGCAAAGGCCCAAAGGCCCCUAGCAGCGGGGCUGUGGAGCAGAAAGCAGGGAGCACAGGAGGGCCCUCGCAUGUCCACAGCAGCAGCAAGGUCCCUGCCGGGUGCCUGGGCUCCCAGCCUCCACCCACCCAGGAGCUGAGCCUCCAGGUCUUGGACUUACAGAGUGUUAAGAAUGGCACGCCAGGGGUGGGCCUGGUCGCCCGCCACACCACAGCCACCAAAGGUGUCCCUGCCACCAACCCCGCCACUGGGAAGAGUGCAGGGGGUGGCCCCACUGGGGGGAGCGGGGCUGGCCUGCCCACCGAUGCCAGCAAGAGUGAGAAGCUGACUUCCAGGGCGGCAGCCCUGCCCACCCCUGCAGGCAAGAGGGACUGUGCCAAGGGCAGCACGGCCCCUGGGCAGGAGGGCCACCCGGCCUCGGGGGAAGCCCGCAAGACGGCUGCGCUGUCCGAGAUGAGCACCGGUGAGGAGAACAGCAGCUCUGACUCGGACCCCGACUCGGGCUCACUGCCCAGCGCCGGGCAGAACCUGUCUGUAUCCGUCCAGACCAGCCAGGACUGGAAGCCUCCCCGCAGCCUCAUCGAGCACGUCUUCGUCACCGACGUCACUGCCAACCUCAUCACAGUCACCGUGAAGGAGUCUCCCACCAGCGUGGGCUUCUUCAGCCUGAGGCAUUACUGACACUGCCCAGGUGUCACCUGCCCUUCUCUGGUCUCUGGCUUUGCUUUGGUAUGUGGUCCACGUCUCAAACCCGCUCCGGGAGCCAGUGGCCUCCUUCAAAGACAGGCUCGGCUGGGAACUCCCCCCAGCCAGCCCCGCCUGUGACUUCGGUUGGGGAGGCACCAGGAUGCCGUGGUGCCCGGCCUCCCCUUUGUUCCUACCUCUGGGCCUUCGCUCUGCUCCCCACUCACCGAGGAGGUCCAGCUGGCUUCCUGUGGCUCAGCAAAAUGUUUCUCAAGAGCGUCCUGUGAUUAAGCCCGGCUGCUUCACUGUUGGGACUGCCUCCGUGGCCUGUGAUGACAGAAUGGUGGUCGCCUUCCCUCCUGAUCUCUGGGGGCACAGGUGUCCAGCUUAGCUGUUCCUGCCCAAUGGUGGGGCUGGCAGGCCGCUCUGGAGAGGGCGGGGGGAGUGGGGCCUUGCUGGUCAGAACCCCCCACCCCCGUUAGAGCAGAGCCUGAGCUGGCGAGGACGAGGCGGACCUUUCGCCUCACUGUCCCCAUCCCUGCCCCAGAUAAAUGAGGGCCAGGGCCUGAAUGUAGGGGGACACGUGCUGGCAGUUGGGAUCACCAACCCUCAAGAGGUUGGUUUUGGUGCCACCUAACCCUGGUUCGGGUUCACAACUGCAGCCCCCAAAUGUUGACCCAGAGGUCCACUGUGGGUGGGGAGGUUUUCUCCUGAAGAGCCUCUGAGUGCUGGGGACAGAAGGAGAGGGUGUCACUGCUGCCCUCCUUCCUGCCAGCCUGUGUGGUGUAAGGACUGCCUUCAUCCUAAUGACCCUGCAAGCUGCUCCAGAUCCCCUGGGAGGCGGACAGUUGCUAAGAAGGAUGUCUCCCUCCACCUCCUACGACCAGCGUGGUGCCUCCCACUGUCCCGCCCACCUUCCCUACCUCUGGGGGCUCCGUGGUCUUUCCUAGCCGAGAAGCUGUAGCCCUGUACCACUUGGGAAAUGGGACAGUCUGAGGGGGCCCCUGGAAAGGCUGGAUCUGCCAGCCCGGCUGCCUCCCCACAGCUGGCUGAGUCCAGGAGCUGCCUUGUGUGGUUCCUGACCAACAUCAGAAUUGCCGUGAGUGGCUCGGGCAGAGAGAUGCGGCGGCGGGCAGAGUCACUGGUCUUUGUGAUGCCAAAAAGAAAAGCGGGAGUGCGGGGGACUUGACUUGGGCUUCGACUAUCGGUUACAUCAGAUGCGGGGCCUUCUGUUGCCCCCGUAGCCCGCGUGCAGGGGAGAAUCCAGCUUUCAUGGUGGGCUCUGGUGUCUGAGGGUGGCCUGCCAGACCUCCAGUUCCUCCAGUCCCAUACCCUCUACACCAAAUACCCCAAGAUGGCUUUUGUGUAGCCAAAUUGAUUUCAACAGUGUGCCUUUGGGAACAGACCCACCUCCAGGACCUCACUGGGGGACAUUCACAUGCAGCUUCUGAGCCUUGCACCUGGCAGCUGUACUGGCUGCCGCAGGAGUGGUGCCCACCGUGGCAGGGCUGGGGGCCCAGGGGGAAACUGCACAGUGGGCAGUUAAGAGGGAGAAUGCCCCUUCGGCUGCCCCAGCAGGAGGUGGAGAGAUGCCAGCUCACUGCAGUCUGGAAGGAAGGGGUGCCAGCACACUGGGCCCCAGCACCAGCCUCCCCUUCUGUACCCAGAUGCUCUGGCUUUGUGACAAAAGGGGCUCUCCUGGGCUGCGUCCCCCACAGAGAAGCUCAUGACCUCCAAGUUUCGCUGCCUUAGAGGCUGCAGAGCCAGGCUAAUAGCAGCCCUCCCCCCUCCAAGCCCUCAGGGUGCCCCUGCUCUGGGCCGACCCGACAGCCCCAGCAGCCAGGUCUCCAAACCCCAAUUAGGUGCCUUUCUGUUUACCAGCUACUUCAAUCCCAAAGUUUGAAUCGUGAACACCUUACUCCCAGCCACUUUGCCUUCUUGCUGUGUUGUGUGUAUUUCUUGGUGCUUGUGACCCCAAGUGGUUCAUGUUUAAAAAGGGUUUGUGUGUGUGUAUGUGUGGGCACACAUGUACAGGCGUGACAGCCUUCGCUGAAGAGUUGGUCGUCAUGUUUACCAGUAAAUAAAAGUAGUGCUUUUUAA
This is a messenger RNA of Phacochoerus africanus (Common warthog), 3741 nucleotides long. RefSeq names its product chromobox 2 (gene CBX2). Lineage: Eukaryota; Metazoa; Chordata; Mammalia; Artiodactyla; Suidae. Bases 43 to 1638 code for a protein of 531 amino acids. Gene Ontology annotation, cellular component: PRC1 complex; heterochromatin. The record is from RefSeq and is a predicted model, not a curated record. The transcript is spliced from 5 exons. Gene Ontology annotation, biological process: negative regulation of transcription by RNA polymerase II.